Molecule: messenger RNA, 1255 nt
Organism: Xiphophorus hellerii (green swordtail)
Lineage: Eukaryota; Metazoa; Chordata; Actinopteri; Cyprinodontiformes; Poeciliidae
Product: magnesium transporter NIPA4-like
Exons: 9
Coding region: 106-1116 (336 amino acids)
Biological process (GO): magnesium ion transport
Cellular component (GO): membrane
Molecular function (GO): magnesium ion transmembrane transporter activity
Source: RefSeq, a predicted model, not a curated record
CUUUGGGCCGGCCCUGGCACAGGAUCUCACCGCUCGGGGCGUGGUCAGCUGAAUUCCCUUUGGGCCGCGGCUGAUUCCGGAGAAAAUAGCAGGGGACUUUCGGCCAUGAAGUGGCGUUUGUUCCAUGUGAAGACGGACUUCCCGUUCUGCUCUGUUUCUUCUGAUCAUUUUCACCUGGACAACAGCACGAUGCGAGAGUUUCACCUGAACGAUACGUGCACAAAUGGGUCUGUGCUGACACUGUGGUGUGGAUCCCAGACAGCUGUGUGUUUGGUCACCACAGAUCAAACUCUGAUCCUCACACACCUGAACAACAGUCGACAACCAGGUUUGCGAACUUACAGUUCCUACAACAUGUGGCUGGGAUUAGCGCUUGCACUGCUUUCGUCCUUCCUGAUUGGUGGAAGUGUCAUCCUCAAGAAGAAAGCUCUCAUCCGAUUGGCCUGCAAUGGAGACACUAGAGCAGGUGAUGGAGGAUAUGGCUACCUUAAAGACUGGCUGUGGUGGGGAGGCCUGUUGACCAUGGGAGCCGGAGAGGUGUGUAAUUUUGCUGCCUACAUGUUCGCUCCAGCCACACUGGUGACUCCCCUGGGAGCGCUCAGUGUCCUCAUCAGUGCGGUUCUCUCCUCCCACCUGUUGGGGGAGCAGUUGAAUGUGGUGGGAAAGUUUGGCUGUCUGCUGUGUGUACUUGGGAGCAUUCUGUUGGUCAUUCAUGCCCCACAAGAAAGAGAAGUGACAUCAAUACAGGAUAUGACCAAUAAGCUGCUGGAGCCAGGUUUCCUGGUCUAUGUUGUGGCGGUAUUGGUUCUGUGUGCAGUUCUGGUUUUGUAUUUCUGUCCACGGUCCGGUCGUUCCAACAUCCUGAUCUACAUCGGCAUCUGCUCAUUGCUGGGAGCCUUCACUAUAUCGUCGGUGAAGGGCCUCGCCAUAGCCAUCAACACCGUGGUUUAUGACACCUCUGUGCUCAGCCACCCUCUUACCUGGAUCCUGCUCCUCACCCUCAUUGUUUCAAUAGUAACACAGGUAAGCUGGGCUCAUAAAAAUUGGCACUGCAAAUUACAGGAUGGAAAGGAUUUGGUAUCUUGGUACCAUAUACUGUACAUUGAUAAUGCAUAAUGCAAUAUCUGAUUGCUGUAAACCAUAUAUCUGGUUAUUAAAUUGAAUAAUCAUGAGCAUGUUAAAAUCAUUUGUUUUUUAUUUUGGUUCUGAUAUUAAUGAUCAAUCAACAUAACUUUGGGCAAUGUCCUCCUGGACA